AUGGAAGAUCGAAGCAGACAGAACCAGGACCGGGAUCAGAACCAGGACUCGGAGAUGGACCCAGAUCAGAACCAGGACUCUGAUUUGGACCCAGAUCAGAACCAGGACCAGGACCAGGACUCCAUCAGGACCGGAGCGGGAUGCUCCUCUGCUGGUCUGCAGAAACAUACAGGCAAAGAGAGACCCACAAGUUACUGCUGUAAGAAAGUCCUCAUCUCUUCAUCAGGUCUGAAGGUACAUAAGAGGAUUCACACUGGAGAUGAACCGUUCAGCUGUGAUCAGUGUGGAUCAGCUUUUACCCAAUCCGGUUCUCUAAGGACUCACCAGCGUAUUCACACUGGAGAGAAACCAUUCAGAUGUGAUCAGUGUGGGGCCGUUUUUACGAGACAAGAUACACUAAGGACUCACCAGCGUAUUCACACCGGAGAUAAACCUUUCAGCUGUGAUCAGUGUGGGGCAGCUUUUAUUGAAUCAGGAAAGCUAAGGAUUCACCAACGUAUUCACACUGGAGAUAAACCAUUUAGAUGUGAUCAGUGUGAGGCAGCUUUUAUUGAAUCAGGAAAGCUAAGGAUUCACCAACGUAUUCACACCGGAGAUAAACCAUUUAAAUGUGAUCAGUGUGGGGCAGCUUUUAUUGAAUCAGGGAAGCUGAGGAUUCACCAACGUAUUCACACUGGAGAUAAACCAUUUAGAUGUGAUCAGUGCGAGGCAGUUUUUAGGAGACAAGACACACUAAGGACUCACCAGCGUAUUCACACUGGAGAUAAACCGUUCAGCUGUGAUCAGUGUGGAGCAGCUUUUGCCCAACAAAGUAAUCUAAGGACUCACCAACGCAUUCACACUGGUGAUAAACCGUUCAGCUGUGAUCAGUGUGGAGCAGCUUUUACCCAACAAGGUAAUCUUAGGACUCACCAACGUAUUCAUACUGGCGAUAAACCAUUCAGAUGUGAUCAUUGUGGGGCAGCUUUUACUGAGUCAGGAAAUUUAAGGAUUCACCAACGUAUUCACACUGGAGAUAAACCAUUCAGAUGUGAUGAGUGUGGGGCAGUUUUUACAAGACAAGAUACACUAAGGAUUCACCAGCGUAUUCAUACUGGAGAGAAACCAUUUAAGUGUGAUGAGUGUGGGGCAGAUUUUACCCAACAAGGUCAUCUAAGGACUCACCAAAGUAUUCACACUGGAAAUAAACCAUUCAGAUGUCAUCAGUGUGGAGCAGCAUUUACUCAUCAAGGUAAUCUAAUUACUCACCAACGUAUUCACACUGGAGAUAAACCAUUCAUAUGUGAUCAGUGUGGCAAACCUUUUACCACAUCAGGUUGUCUAAGGAGUCACCAACGUAUUCACACUGGCGAUAGACCCUUCAGAUGUGAUGAGUGUGGGGCAGCUUUUACCCAACAAGGUCAUCUAAAUAAACACAGAAGUAUUCAUACUGGAGAGAAACCGUUCAGAUGCGAUCAGUGUGGAGCAAUUUUUACCACAUCAAGUAAUCUAAAGAGGCACCAACGUACUCACAGUGGAUAAAAACUACGUCUAUGAUCCAUCUGUGGCAUCUUUUCAUUUGGGAAUUUAGUUGAAAGGCACCAAUUCAAACAUGUAAAGAAAUAUUUCUGGUGCUUAGAUUUUCAGAAAGGUUUUGAAUCAAGAAAACAUAAACAAAUUCCUAUAGGAUGGAACCUCUUUUACUAUGACAAGAUUUGGAGAAUUGAGUACAACACCAAAAGUAUCUAAGAUGCUUUAGAGGGUGUGUUGUAUCAUUGCGCAUGAAAUACUGAUAAGAAUUGUGGUGUAAAAACUAGUUAAAUUCUCUAAGCAUGAAAAUAUGUGAAAAUGUAUUCUGCUUGUAUCCUACCAAUAUGUUUACACUUAUAAUCCAGCAUAACACUAAAUAGACUCAUAACUUGGUAACACUAAAUAAACUUAUAAGUCAAGGUCAUAAUAAUGCAAAAACACUAGAGCAGCUGAGAUUGUCCUUGCCAUUGUUUGGCUUAAGGUUUUUCUCCCACUAGGGGAGUUUUUACCUGCUCAGUGUUUGUGUAAUAAUUGCUCUGGGGUCAUUUUCUGGGUCUCUGGAAAGCACCUAGAGGCAACUUCUGUCGUAAUAGAUGCUAUAUAAAUAAAAUUGAAUUGAAUAUGAAAAUGCUUACACCGAAUGUGCUGUUCCCCUGCCUUUGUAGCCACCUACUAGUGAUAUUUAGUAUUUGUUUCUUUUUUUUUUUUUUUUUUUUACUUUCUCUUCUCCAUGUGCAUCCCUUCAAAGUUAAAAGCCUGCAGAGCACAGUGUUACUUUUACGUUAGAGCCUCGGGAUACAUUUGUCCGUGAGUAAUAUUUGCAAACUUCAAUAGGUGUUCCUGCACAUGUUUACAGUGUCAGUGUUGAUGUAUGUUUAUAUAAUGGUUGUAUGUAAAUUCAUUUGUUCUGUAUUGUUCAGUUUUACAGACACAACAAAAGUUAAACUUCAUGCGAGGAAGGCAGUUUUUCUGCGUUUUUGUUCACUAUCUGUUUAGCUUUGUUCAGCUACGCAGGACAGAAUAAUAAAAGGACAUCCACACAGCGGGCUAAGACACAAGAAUCAAAUGCUAAACAGCACAGAGUGAGCAGCUACGCCAUGGAGCAACAACAGGACAUUGGACAUUGUCUACAUCAGCUGCCUCCCUGCAGGUCCCAUGCAGUUAUACUAAACUGAGUUCUGGGCAGUAAAAAAUUGACGGCUGUCCAGAAAGCUACGGGGCUUGGAAAUCUUCCUUCCAAGUUGUCACUAAUAGAUCUCGAUUUAUCAGUCAGAGAAGAGCUUGACCUAUUGAUUAAGUGGCUUGGUUCACAGUCCACUUCUCAACCCAAGAGAAUUAGAUCACUCAGCAGGUAUUUGGAUGAUCUGACAGCGAUUAGAGGACAUGCAUGGCUCUCCCGAGGUCAUAGAACUUGCCCUGCUACAAACACUGGAGAAAAUAAAAACAGAGACAGUCAGCAGCUCAGAGAAUUGGGGGACUUACUUGUAGAGGUAGAGUCAUCAAAGGCAGGUGGCCACUUACCUGGUUUGGCCUAUCAGACACUUCACAAGGAGUCAAUCCUGUUGUAGAAAAGCUGUCACAUGGCCUGCAAGAACACUGGGUUGUACAAGGCUCCAAGUAUAAAGGAGAAUAUGGUGUUUUAUAUUCCACCGUUCAGUUUCUUUGUAGAUUUCGUCUGCCAACAAGCAAAGAUCAGGAAUGAUACAAGUUUUGCAAGACAUGCAAAACUUGUGCGCCGCCACAUUCACAAAUAUUCAGACGUAGAACCGUUUCUUAGGAAGAUACAUUUUUUUGUUUUCUGAGGUUCAGUUCAAACUUAGACAUGUAAUAGAAUAAAGAGUUUGGAUCAUCAGCAGACAGAAAGACUAAACGGGAAUGUACCGUAUUUUCUGCACUAUAAGGCGCU
Molecule: messenger RNA, 3415 nt
Organism: Cololabis saira (Pacific saury)
Lineage: Eukaryota; Metazoa; Chordata; Actinopteri; Beloniformes; Belonidae
Product: zinc finger protein OZF-like
Exons: 2
Coding region: 1-1521 (506 amino acids)
Biological process (GO): negative regulation of transcription by RNA polymerase II
Molecular function (GO): DNA-binding transcription repressor activity, RNA polymerase II-specific
Source: RefSeq, a predicted model, not a curated record